GGCUAAUCACGAGAGCAGCGCAGCGUACGCAGUUAGCAUCCCGGAUUGCUCCAUGAUCCAUUCUACGCCGCAGCGGUAGCGCUCAUCCAUUGCUCGGUCCACCCUUCCCACGUCUUCCCCGAUUCAUCAGCCACCGAUCGAUCGGGCGGCGGCGAUGGCGUCGCAUGACGGCGGCACCGACGCGUGGGGUGGCGGGGACGGCAACUCGCUCUUCGAGGGCAUGGUCCUCUUCGCGCCCGAACCCGCCGCAACGGAGGAGGCGGCCCCAGCCCCCGAGCAGCCCGCGCCUCGCCCCGACCCCGACGCGGCCUCCUCCGCUCCCCCGCCGCUCGACGAGGACCUCUUCUCCGAUCUCACCCUCCAAGCCCCGCAGGAGCCGCUGGAGCCGCCGCUCCCUCACAGCGAGGACCGGGGCCACGCGGCCGCCCCCGCCGCUCCGCCCCCUACCGCCGCGGCGCUCUCCCGGCAGUCGUCCUCCUCGUCGCUCCGCAAGAAGAAGAGGGCCGUGCGCAUCGGGUACGGCCGCUCGCCCCAACCCGCCCCGCCGUCCCCUCCUCUUGCAGCUACAAUUUCUGCUACUACCGCUGCUGUUACGGCUGCUACGAUCACCGAUGCUUUGCCGCAUCCUGCCGCUCCUCCUACCCCCGACCAGCACCCUGAGCGGCAAGUUGAUGUCUAUGUCAAUGGCGAUGAGGCAGACGCAGAGGUGGUGGAUCCGGAUGCCAAUUCACCCCGUGUAGAGGAGGAAGCGAAGGACGAAGACGAUGAGAAGAAGGAUGGAGGUGGAGUUGCUGCGGUGGGGAUCGAGGAGAGGCUGUCUCUCCUUAGAUCUCAAAUCACCGGCAAGCUCGAGUCCAUCCAGCAGAGGGCUGCUGCUGUCUCUGCCAGGAGGAGGCAGCUGGCGGGCCGGCGGAGGAAGGUGGCGGAGGAGGUGGGCUCUGCGGCGUCCAGGCACAAGGAUUUGGAGAGGGAGCUGGAGGAGGCCUGCGAGGCCGAGGACUUUGAGAAGGCCGAGAGGAUCAGCGACUCCCUUGCGGCGCUGGAGAAGGAGAAGGAUCGGUUGUUGACGGCGCUUCGUGAUGCGGGGCUCGACUAUGAUUCCGUGGAUUCGGAGUUGCAGGAUGUGCUUGAGUCACGCAUUGCAGCAGAGGAGGAAGCUGCUGCCCUUCUGGAGCAAUUCGUAAAGGAUGCCACUGACCAUGCUGAUUCAGAAAGCAAGCAAGAACAAGAAAUGUCCUUGAAAGAAAUAGAAGGGUGGCAAACAUCAAUGGAGGUACUAGAAGCAAAGAAGUUAGAGAUGCAGGUUGAAACACAAUUGGUUUUGGCAGCAUGUUCAGGGUGGGAAGGCUCAAUAGAGCAUUUGGUUGAAGAUGACAGAAGAGAAAAAGACACGCUGAGUAAGAAAGGAGAAAUCCUCGCUGAGGAGUUAGCUGGUCUUCUAGAGUUGGUGAAGUUGAAAGAAGCAGAGAUAGCUGAAAAUAAUGCUCAGAUCCAUGAGGUUCAAGAAAGGAUCAGUGCCGUGGUCUCUGGAUUUCAUUGCUCUCAGUCAGAUAUUGACUUGAAGCUUAAUUCCCUUCAGGAAGCCCAAACUAAAAUGGAUUUAGAGACUGAAGCACUUGUCUUAAAAAGGAAUGAAAUUGAUAAAUUCAUCUCUUUAACGGAACAGAAAGACUCAGAGUUGCGGGAAGUUAUUGGUGCUUGUUCAACUGAAGCAAAAGCUUGGCACAAAUCAGUUGAAAUAAGAAGAAAGCUUGCGUCAUCGAUUUUGAAGUCAAGAGAGGAUAGAAUUGGGUUGCUAAAAAUGGAGGAAGAAAUUUUGCAAGACAUUCAAAUGCUCAGCCAACAAAUUACUGAUGCAAGAACUGGUCUUCAGGAGAUAUCUUCAAGGAGAGCAGGCAUACAGCAAGAGAUGGGUUCAUUGAAGCAGAAGUUGAGCUUCAUUGACAAAAGAGGCCCUGAACUAGAGGCUGAAAAGAAGGUUGCUGCUGCUGCAAGAAACUUUAAAGAAGCAGGAAGGAUAGCUGCUGAGGCAAAAGCUCUUAAUUCCGAAAAGGAAGAACUGCAUGCUAAGUUGGAGAAAGCUGCUACUGAUCUAGAGAUAAUAGAAAAAGAUAUCGUAGCAACUACCGCCAAGAUACAGGAAUGCGAAGGGCUUAUUAUACUCAAAGAAAAAGAGUCAGCCAUGACAAGUUACAAAAGACUCCUGUUAGAUUGUGCUGCAGCUAGAGCAGAAUUGACUGCUGCAACUGAAACGGAUGAUGAUGAAGAAGUUGAGAUGCUAUGUAAAGAAGCUGAAGCUGCAGAGUCUAAAGCAAUGGAACUCAAAACAUGCUAUGACCUCCAAGUGGAGGACGAUGAAUUCAUGUUUUCGCCCGUAGUCCCUAUAGCAUUCAUAACAAAUUCAACAGGGCAGCAUUUGGCAGAAAUUGCUUCCUCAUUUGGCCUAUCUUCCCAGAAGUGAAUUGGAUGGCGGACUUGCAUACUACCAGGGUACCAGGGCUGUCCUAUAUGGCAUCCAAAGUUUCUGCCAUCACCUGUGCAUAUUGGAGGGAACAUCUAUGCUGCAUUGAACUCUCCCUCUUCCAGGAUGUCUUCCUCAACUCCCCUCUUUAACUCCCAGCAUUUGGAAUCUACUCUGAACUGGAGUAGGGGUCCUAGGGGAGAUCAUGUGUACAACAUCCGUUUUGCAUACUCUUUGGGGAUUUUGUUUUGUCACCCCCCCCCCCCCCCCCAAUUUUUUGUGUACAUUAAGACUCUAAUUCUUUUGUUGUACUGGUUUUGAUUGAAUUGCAAGGACAUGUUAUCAUCAAUCAGAAUGUAAUCAGAAUUUUUUAGGAGAAAAAGAAUGUAAUCAGAAUAAGUUGUCCAGGAAUAAAACUUCUCCAUCUGUUCUGUUGCC
Molecule: messenger RNA, 2899 nt
Organism: Phragmites australis (common reed)
Lineage: Eukaryota; Viridiplantae; Streptophyta; Magnoliopsida; Poales; Poaceae
Exons: 3
Coding region: 155-2461 (768 amino acids)
Molecular function (GO): protein binding
Source: RefSeq, a predicted model, not a curated record